Messenger RNA from Taeniopygia guttata (zebra finch), 2983 nucleotides. The record is from RefSeq and is a predicted model, not a curated record. NCBI's taxonomy places the organism in Eukaryota, Metazoa, Chordata, Aves, Passeriformes, Estrildidae.
AGAUCUUGGGCAGUCUCUCUUGACAUGAGGGAUAUCAGGUCUGGUGCAUGCAGGGAUAACAGGAAAAUGGAGGAUCCCCAUUCUUGGGAAUGCAGGGAAUGCAUGUUCUCUUCAUUGCUCUUUGCUCUCCAAAGUCUUACCUGUUAAUGAGUGAGCCUUGAGCAGCAAGGGCUUGACCAGGUCACUGACGCAGCCACCUCUGCCCCGUGACAAAAACAUGAGCAUCUCUUUCCAGCCAAGCAGGCAGCCCCUGUCCCUGGCAUCCCUGUCCAGUGGCAGGAUUCAGUACUCUCCUAGGAGAAUAGGGGAUAUUAUAGACCCCUGUUAGAGACCAGGGUGGGCCAGGAGGGCAGCAGAUGCUAUGCUGGGGUGAAACAAGCAUGAGCAGGGCAUACUGAAGCUGGAGGAUGCUGCUGGUGGGAGUAAUCUAAGCCCAUGGAGGGAGAGGCUGUGGCCUACCCAGUGCCCACAGAGGCAGUGACUGGGACCUAGGCUGUGGGUAGUUGGCAUUGUAAUAAUGUCAGAUGGCCUGCUUGUGGCUGCUUGUCACCUGGCCCUUGUGGUGACACACCAGGGUGACACUUACAUUCCUGGCCACAAGGGCAGAUUACUAACCAACUCAAGUUAAUGGCUAAUCCUGGGGCAGCUCCUGCAAAAGGUGGAAGUUCAGCCAUGUGAGGAUUUGGGAGGAACUCUUAAGGGUGGGAACCUGCCCACCCUCUGCACCGAAAACUGGGAGCAGUGUGGGGAAGGCAGCAGCAUGAAUGGGGGCCAUGGCAGAGCACCUGGAGCUGGGAGCCCCCUGCUCACAUCCUGCUCCUCCCAGAAGAUGUGCUCCUGGAUGAUGAGCUUCUGCUUAGCCCUUCAGCACCUGGCUGUGCAGACCUCCUUGCUCUGCAUCUUCCACCUCCUCCUGCUGCCCACCCUGCCUCAGGAGCCGCCUCAUGCCCAGACCACCAGCAAGCUGCUGGCACGAAGCCUCUUUGCCUGUGGCAUCUCCACAGUGCUGCAGACCACCCUGGGGAGCCGGCUGCCGCUGGUUCAAAUCCCGUCCUUUGAGUACUUAGUCCCUGCCAUGGUGCUGAGCUCCCACCUGUCCCCUGGUGCCAGCACAGACAGGAAUGGCACAGCCAUGGCCAAUACAUGCCUUGUACCUCAUUGCAGAGACACAGGGAGCUGGGCUGACUCACUGCAAGAGGUCUCUGGAGCAGUGCUGAUCUCUGGGCUGAUUCAGUUGGUGCUGGGAGUGUCUGGCGUGUGUGGGUGGGCAGUGCGGCACUGCGGGCCCAUGGUCCUGGCCCCCAGCCUCUCCAUCAUCGGGCUGUCCACAUACAAGGAAGCUGCUUUCUUCUGCUCCACUAACUGGGGAGUAGCACUGCUGCUCAUGCUCCUUGCUGUCACCUUCUCCCAACACCUGCAGUCCUGCCGCCUGCCCUCCUGUGCCUGGCCCCACGCUUGGGAGGGCUCCACAGAGUACUCAGUUCCCACCCUGCGCACCUUCUCGGUACUGCUCCCAUUUGCUGGUGUCUGCAUUGUCUGUGCCAUCCUCAGCUACUUCCACAUUCCCUGGGAAUCCCUGGAUGUGACUGUGGCACAGCUGUCCUGGGCCAACAGCACCUCCAAUGCCCCUUGGAUCCACAUCCCCUAUGCAGGAGCGUGGAGGUGGCCGCUGCUCACCCCCCGGGCGCUGGCAGUGGGCAUCGCCAUGGCCAUUGGCUGUAGCAUGAGCUCUGUGGGCUGCUAUGUGCUGUGUGGGAGGCUGCUGCGAGUCCCCCGGCUACCCCCUGACGCCUGUAACCGGGGGCUUUGCAUGGAAGGGCUGGGCAGCCUCCUGGCAGGGCUGCUGGGCACCGCAGGGGGCACGGCCUCCAGCAUUGCCAACACCUGUGCCACUGGCUUCACGCAGGCUGGCUCUCGUCGCUCAGUGCAAGUAAGCGCCCUGCUGUGCAUGGUGCUGGGCAUGUCCCCGAGGCUGGCAGGGCUCCUCACCCAUAUCCCACUGGCAGUUCACGGAGGGGUGCUUUGUGUAACCUACGCCGUGGCUGUGGGCACGGGGAUCUCCUACUUCCAGUACACAGACAUUGACUCCGGGAGGAACAUCUUCAUUGUUGGCUUUGCCAUGUUCAUGGCACUGCUGGUACCGCGGUGGUUCGGCACAGCUCUGGCUCCCCUGGCCACAGGUAUGAGGGACAUUCCCCAGGCAAGGCAAAGCCUUGAGUCCCAUGGAAUGGUGACCACACAUCUCCACUGUUCUGGGAGGCUGAGUCAGCUCAUGGUAGCAGGCAGCUACCUCUUCAUCCCUGAUUCUGCCAUGGUUGCUCAUGCCCCUUACCCUUGGCUGGGCUGGGACAUCCUGGCUGAUUCUGGCACUGUCCUUGCAGGCUGGGUGCCAUUGGAUCUCCUCUUUCUCUCCCUGCUUAUGGUCCCUGUCUUCCUAACUGGCUUCUUGUCUUUUUUUCUGGAGAACACGGUCUCAGGAACACUGGAGGAACGAGGGCUGCUUUCUGAGCAGCCAUGGAAAGCCAGAGCUGGUGAUUGUCACCUCCAUGGAGAGAGAGGGGAAGCCAGCCAAGCAUAUAGGCUCCCCACUGGGCUAAGGAGACUGCUCCCAUCUUCCUGCAAAGCCUUUCUGUGCUGCUUCCUCUGCCCGAGGAGUGAGGAAGAGGAGGAGGGCAGCUGUGCCACUGAGGAGGGGACUGCUGCCCCAGGGGAAGGAACACACCUGCUCCCCAAAACCAGCUCUGGGGAGCUGCAGCCAGAAAUAAGGCCAAGCCAGACAGACAUGCCUGCAUGGAACACUGUGGCCUGACCAUGUCAUCUGGGGCACCUCAUGUGAAAACAGAGGCAAGCCCUUGAGGCAGCUUGUGAAACACUUUGCUCAUUUCUGAAGCCCUUGAGGACUGGAGGAAACCUGAGCUUCCACCCUCCUAACACAAACCUAAUUUCCCUGCUUGAGAGCAAGAUAUAAAAACCUUCAACCAAC